AUGGUUGUAGAGCCCACUUCAAGCCCUGGUGAUAACAAUACGACAGAAAUUAUGUUACAAGAUUAUCAAUCCCGGUCAGGUUCCCGGGAGGACCUUUUUAACCACAGUGAACACAGUAAGCUUGAUCUUAGUCAACACGAUAUUGAAAUGAUAGAAGAAGACCUUCUUGGGGAGUUGCCGGAAGGGAAGCAACGGUUUUUGGGCAUUUUCUCAACUGUUGUGUUGUUUGUUUCAAGGAUAGUGGGAUCUGGUAUCUUUGCUACACCUUCGUUAAUAUACAAUGAGGUCGGAGCUUGUCCAGGCUUAUUUUUCUUGGUAUGGUUCAUAGCAUUUUUCAUGGCAUUUGCGGGUCUCUAUCUGUUUUUGGAACUGGGCUCAAUUGUCCCUAGAAAUGGUGGAAUCAAAGUAUUUUUGGAAUACAUUUAUUACAAACCUCACAUGUUGAUGAGCGUUAUUGUUGGGGUCUACUCAAUAUUUUUUGGAUUCGCCAUUUCCAAUUCUAUUAUUUUUGGAGAGUAUUUUCUUUACUCUAUAAACGUAGAAAAACCAAGUGAGUGGGCUUCAAGAAUGGUUGGUGUUGUUCUGAUUGUAUUUACUACAGUUAUUCAUGGUAUUUCGGUACAGUUUGGUGUUAGAGUGCAAAACUUUUUUGGUGUUUUGAAGAUAUUCCUCUUAAUAGCCAUAGCUCUAAGUGGUUUAUACGCCUUAAUCCUCCCUGAGAAGGUAUCUCAUUUGGAAAGGCAAUUACACUGGGAUCAAUUCUUCACCACUAAGCAGAAAGUGUCAUUGAGCUCUUUUAUUUCGGCAGUAUUCAAAGCCAUAUACUCUCUUGCUGGUUGGAGUUCAGUGCACUCUUCUGCAGGAGAAGUGAAAAAUCCGAAUAGGACUUUCAAAAUUGCCGGGCCCUCAUCGUUGGCUAUCAUUAGCAUAUGUUAUAUUAUGAUCAAUUUUGCCUAUCUGAUGGUCAUCCCAAGUGAUGAGAUACUUAACUCGGGCCAGCUGAUUGGCGGAUUACUCUUUGAGAAGAUUCUGGGAGAGAAACUUGGAAGAACGCUUCUUGGCCUGAGCAUAGCAAUCAGUGCCGGUGGGAACACUUUGGUUGUGCUUUAUAACAUUUCAAGGGUGGAUCAAGAAGUUUUUAGAGAAGGAUUCCUACCACUUUCUAAAUACCUGGCCGCCAAUUGGCCAUUUGGUGCUCCCUUGCCAGCAUUACUAGUGCCAGCAAUAAUUUCGUCAUCUUUCCUAAUAUUUACACCUCCAGGAAAUGUUUAUGAUUAUAUCAUCAAUUUGGAAAGUUAUGUGAUGCAAGUUUUUAUUGGUUUGGUUGCAGUGGGCGCCAUUAUUUUAAGACGAAGAUUUCCUGAUUCGGUGCCUGCCAUAAAGUCGCCGCUUGUAUUCAUCUUAGUCACUAUUGUCUUUUCCAUUUUCAUUAUCUUGGGCCCACUACUUCCAGGUGAUAAGAGUGCCAAUUCGAUUCCAGGACUGCCCAGUUACCCAUUUGGUGCAUUGUUUUUGAUUGUGAUCUGCGUGUUCUAUUGGGGACUUGUAUUUAAGUUUUUGCCAUGGAUCAGAGGCUAUAGAUUGGUCGUCCUUGAGGAGAAGCAAGAUGAUGGUCUGAUCAUUAAGACGUGGCAUAAGGAUUAUCAUUACAGCAAUACUCGAGACGAAAGCGACCUUAAUACCUCACUGCUAUAA
Komagataella phaffii GS115 is the source of this 1695-nucleotide messenger RNA. RefSeq names its product Low affinity methionine permease, similar to Mup1p. The record is from RefSeq and is a predicted model, not a curated record. Gene Ontology annotation, molecular function: L-amino acid transmembrane transporter activity. Gene Ontology annotation, biological process: amino acid transmembrane transport. The transcript has a single exon. Bases 1 to 1695 code for a protein of 564 amino acids. NCBI's taxonomy places the organism in Eukaryota, Fungi, Ascomycota, Pichiomycetes, Pichiales, Pichiaceae. Gene Ontology annotation, cellular component: membrane.